Knipowitschia caucasica is the source of this 264-nucleotide messenger RNA. NCBI's taxonomy places the organism in Eukaryota, Metazoa, Chordata, Actinopteri, Gobiiformes, Gobiidae. The record is from the annotation of a GenBank genome assembly.
AUGGAUGGAGGGGUCUCUGAAGUCCCACAGUCUGAAGGUGGUGUCCCGGGACGACGUCACCACCAGGCGCUGAGUGGGGUUUGCAGCUCGGUCCCAGGACGCUGUCACCACCUGCUUCCCACCCACCAGCCAAUCAGCCGCGAUGACCACGCCCUGGUGGGACUUCAGCGUGGCAGUAGCGACCCGGACCGUAGGCACCUCGCCCCCCCCUCCUCCCGGUCUGAGGAGUCCUGGUCGUCAUCUGGUCUGGUUCUGUGUCCUUGA